Molecule: messenger RNA, 29191 nt
Organism: Cydia splendana
Lineage: Eukaryota; Metazoa; Arthropoda; Insecta; Lepidoptera; Tortricidae
Product: titin homolog
Exons: 33
Coding region: 185-28897 (9570 amino acids)
Biological process (GO): synapse organization; homophilic cell-cell adhesion
Cellular component (GO): plasma membrane; axon; neuronal cell body
Molecular function (GO): axon guidance receptor activity; protein binding
Source: RefSeq, a predicted model, not a curated record
AAGGGCCAUCCUGACUAAACAGGGGACUGUGUCAUUAGAGUGUAAGGUGGUCGGUGUGCCUACACCGGUGUUGAGGUGGUUUAAGGAUAGCCGAGAAAUCAAAGCGGGCGAUGUGUUCGCAUUAACAGCAAGCGCAGAAGACCCCACUUCGCUCGGCACAUACACUUGUGAAGCCGUCAACUGUAUGGGCAGAGCCUACUCUUCAUCCAAAGUCCACGUCACGAGAGGCCGCGAUGAAUCGAGACCGAGUUCUGCCGUCACCCCUGAGCCGCCUCCGAUCUUCACCAAAGAGCUUGAAGACCAGUUCGUCAAGAUCUGCGAACACCUUACACUAAGUUGUCACAUCGUCGUACCACCUUGGCCUAGAAGCGUCGUCUGGUAUAACAAAGAGGGCAAAAUUGAGCCUGGAGAGAGGUACCAUGCAACAGAAGACGGUGUAGGCGGGUACCUGCUAGAAGUACAGUCAGCUGAGUGGCCCGAUGGGGGCGAGUGGAAGUGCGUGGCCACCUCGGCAGGGGGCAGGGUCGGCAUAUCCACCUGCCAUGUCGUCAUGGAUGUCCCGAAGAACUACCGGAAGCCACGUUUCAUGGAGAACCUCCAGGCUGUGCUCACGGACGAGGGUCUGGUCUCCUUCGAGUGCAAGGUGGUCGGCUUCCCAACCCCAGUGCUGAGCUGGUUCAAGGAUGGCCAGGAGCUGAAGCCAGGAGAUGUUUACCAACUGACAGGCACCAACUCCCUAGGUUCCUACUGCUGCAUCGCCCGCAACUGCAUGGGUCAGGCCAGCAGUUCGGCCGAGCUGACGGUAGAAGACAUCCAGAACCAGCUGAACGAGGACGAGAGGCUCCAGCUGUUCACGAAACACCAGGCGCCCAAGUUCGUCCAGGGCUUGCAGAGUUCUGAGGCGCGGAUUGAUGAGCCAUUCCAUUUCACUAUUAAAGUUGCCAUUCCACCCGAGCCGACGGUCCUGUGGUACCGAGAUGACCAGCCCGUGGACGAGUCCCCCCGCUGCCACCUCGCCAAGGAGGACCGAGGCAUCUUCACUCUCGACAUCAAAAACUUGGAGUUCCUCGACCAGGCCGAGUGGAAGUGCGUCGCCAUGAACGAAUUCGGCCACAGCGUCACCUCCUGCUUCCUCAAACUGAUUAUCCCUAGACACUUUAAGAAACCAAGAUUCUUGGAAAACCUUCAAGCUAUUCUCUCUGAGGAAGGCGCUGUGAACUUAGAGUGCAAAGUCAUUGGUGUACCGCAACCUGUCCUCAAGUGGUAUAAGGACGGCGAAGAGCUGAAGCCUGGGGAUAUACACAGAAUCAUAUCUGGACAGGAUGGUACUUGUUGUUUAGGAACAUACACUUGUGAAGCGCAGAAUUGUAUGGGAAUCGCCGCCAGCUCCGCCUCGCUUCUCGGCUUCGACGACUCAAUGAAGGCCAAGAAGAAAAUAGCAGACGAACAAGCAUUGCAAAGAAAUUUGUCGCUUAGUACGAUACACGAAGAACGAACCUCGCAGAUGUACGAUACCCCGGUUGGAGAUAUAACUCUUGACGAUAAAGGAGAGAUUUCAUUUUCGUUUGAUGGAAAAGAAGUCUCCGUAUCGUUGUAUGAGACCCCGGAUUUAACUGAAGAAGAAGCACUUCAAAUAGUCGAGAUGUAUGCUGAUCAGCUAUCCGAGAAUGUUACUGAACAUAAUGUAGUCGAGCUGCCACCGCUUAGGUUUGUUAAAGAAACAUCAACUUCAGGCAAUCUGCUCAUGGAAGCUAUCAUAAUUGAUGUGUCUCCAGAAUACUUUGCAUCGCCUGAAGAAGAUUUAAGAACGGAAGCCGAUGUAGAAGAUAUUUCAAUAGCAGAUGAAAAUGGCGCACCUCAACUAUCAUUAGACACAGAUUUAGGCGAAGACUAUUUAGAAAAAACAAUGGCUCUAUUAUCAGAUGAAAAGUCUGAUAUGCCUAAAAAGACAGCUAGAAAGAAGUCAGAUUCUCUAAGAAGUGGAGAAGAUUUCUUCAGUUUAUCUCGAGAACAAUCAAUCUCUGAAGAUAAAAGAGAUGAUGAUACGCAAGUUAUGUCUGAAAGUGAUUUGGCUAGUUUUGCCAGCGCACGAAGUUACGGUAAACAUAGAUCUAAAUCUUCUCGACGAUCAAUUGAUGAUGGUAGAGAAUCGUCAGAAACGAAGACCAUUCUACAUAAAGUUGAUGUAGAAGAGGUUAGGGAAGUAAAAUCUGAAAUGAAAGAAAUCAAGACCGAAAUACAAGAAACUGAACAGAAAAGGGCUGAGACGGAAACCCCUGUAAUGAAGCCAAAGCGAGAACGGCGAAGUAGUCGGGGUUCUCGACGCUCUAGCUCAGGUAGCGAGAAGUCUUAUAGCAAGGCUAGAGAAGAGCUGUUACAAGUAAGAGCAGACGUAGAGCCCAAACCUAAAAUGACGGAUGAAGAAUUCAAGAGCAAAGUUACUGAAGUUAGUUCAACAAUAUCUAAGGUUAUUAAUGAUGUACAAAUCAUUGAACGAGAUAUAAUAUUGAAAUCAGAGUUAAUGUCAUCAGCUGCUACAGCUUCAAGAAGUUUAGAGAUCAUAAGCAGUCUGAUCACCCCUCUAUCUGAAAUACACAGUAUAUCAGAGGCUGCCAAGGAAUCUCUACAAGCUAAAGAAGUUACUACUAUAUUCAACAAUCUGCCUCAAUCGAUGAAAGCUUUACAACAAUCCCUAACAAUAGUUGAAAAAUGUAUCGAUGUGGAAAGCGAAAAUAAGACUCUAGUAAAGAAAACAUGUGUGGCAUUUAUAGAGACCUGUGGAAAUGAAAUUCAAAAAGUUAUGUCGGAUAUUAACUCCGUCACAUUGACAGACUAUCUACAGGCAGAUGAAAGCGUAAUAAGAGAAAUUCAAACUUUAACAAAAGAAAUGACAAACGUUAUAAAGUAUUCAUCAGAUACUAUUAAAACAAGAAACCUUUUAAACGAAGCAAGUGAAAUAAAGACGGAAGAGACAUCAAUAGAUGCAAAACACCUUAAGGACACUCAAAAAGCUGUGUUUGAGUUAAGAAGCCCCGUUAACUCCUUACUCUGCAUAGCUGAGAGUGCAGAAAGUGGAAAAAUGAUUGAUGUAACGAAAAUAAAAAAUAGUGAAGUAAUACUCAAUGACAUGUCUGCCUCGAUACAAGACUUACAAGUAGCUUUAGAGCAGAUAGAGUCACUAUCAGUUAAAGAAUCAACGACCUCGUUAAACAAGUACAAUACGGAAAUAAUUGAAACAGUUAUGGAUUCCGUUCUAAAACUGAGGAUGUCAUUUGAACAGUUGUCAACGGAAACAAGAAGUGAAGACGAUAAGCUAGUUUUGAAACAGGCUUUAACAUCUAUAAAACAGACUUUAAGUGAGAUUUCAACACACAUUGAUAAAAUAGAGAGUAAUGUUGGUAGAUUCGAUAUCCUGCAAAGCGACAAUAAACUGGAAGUCUUACAAAAAAUGGCUCAAAUACUUAUAGCAUUAGAAAAUAAUUUACCUCGUCUUGAAUGUUUACCAGAUGUCAAGCUACAUUUGGACCUAUUCCAUAAAAACUUAACGAAAGUUUUGGAAAAUGUAAUUGAAAGUAAUGAAGCAAAGAAAUAUUUCUCUUUGACAGAAAUAUGUGAUGUUGUUAACAGAGUAAACGCAGCUAUGAAAAUUAUAGAUUCGGACAGCAUAUUGUCUUUGGCAAGUCUCAAUAAUACGAUGAGGAUAGUCCAAGAUCACUUUAUUAAUAAUAUAUUUGAUUCCGAGCUGAAUUGUGCUACAUUGAGCAAUAUCAGUGAUGUAUUGGUGAAUAUACAAGAAGCUAUUAAUCAAGCUGAUGAAGUCAGCUUACACAUUGACUCGGAACAUAUUAUUACACAAGAUAUUUCGUCGUACGAAACUGGUAAAGCCGUUGUUGCUUUAGAGCGUAUAGAACACACCAUAGCAGCUAUAAAUAAAGUUAGAUCUCUUGAAUGUGCACAAGAACUAAAAGACGCCAUUACACCAGUUCUAGAAAAUGUAUGUCCAGUUUUAGAAGAGCUUAAGCGAAGCGUAGCAUCCAUUGCUUCAGGACAAGUUGAACAGGAUGAAAAUGUUUCUGAGAUGUCAGAUGUGCAGUCAGUAGUGCAUACUUUAGCCACGCCUCUCUGUGAACUAAAUGAAAAUAUUAUGGUAAUUAAUCAAACAAUAGUAGAACAUAUUGAGAGCUUGAAAGAAAACAGUGAAGUCUUUGUGACAGUUGCAGAACCACUACAUGAAUUGCACACAACACUUGAGACAUUACAGCAAGUUGUUAUAUCGCAAUACGGAGAAGAUGUGACGCCAUAUGAAGUAAGUGUGAAUAUGGCAAAUGCUGUUCAAAAUCUUCACAGCUGUAUUAUAAUGAUCCGCGAACAAGGUGGCGUAGAAAUUGCUGAUGAAAUGUCGACUCUAGAAGACAUAUCGGGCAUAAAAACAACUGCUGAUACUUUACCUUCAGACCGGUUAGUAUUACCUGAAGCUGCAGAAACAACCGCCGAGCAUGCAGUUAGUUCUUUACACCAAGACAUUGUACCAUCUGCUACAGCUCAAGCGUUACAGUCUCUAAAUGAUCACAUCACAGUUUUACAGAAUCCUGAUGUAAUUGAUGCUUUGGACACAUUAUCUGAAGUUAGCGAUUACUCAAGCUUAAAAUCUGUUGCGUUAGGCUUAGGAGAGCUUCAUUCUGGCAUACAAGAGAUCUUGCAUCCCUUUAUUUUGGAGACUUCAGAUGAAAUGGCUCAUUUAAAUACGUCGAAGUUAAUGGCCAUUGCAGAACCUAUGCAAGACUUACAGCAAUGUUUGUCUGUACUAGAUGUUACUAAUAUACCAAUAUACGAACACAUUCUUGAAAUGGCAUCAGACAAAAUACAUUCCGUUUUUCAAAAUAUCGCAGAAUUCAAAGAAAAUCUCGACAAAUGUAUUCAUGCUGUAUUCCCUGCGAUGGAGACUGCCGAUAAAACAAUUGAAAUAUCAAAUAAGGUCGAAAGUUUACGCGCUGUGUGUGAACAUCUGAAGGAUAUAAUUGAAAAUACCAAGGCUAUAUCAACUGAAGCACCAGUUAAAGAAGAGGUUAUUGCUCUUGAAGAGACAGUAAACAACUUACUAGAUGCGACAGAUGUAUCUAAGGGAAUAAAGAUAGAACAAGUCAAAUCAGUUACUCAAGAACUGUAUGAAAAUGUAAUUAACGUACAAGAAGAACUUAUUCAGUUUACAUCUCAGGCGCCAGAAAAAUUAGCCCAGGAAGCAAACCUGAUACAAGUUAUAGAUAAAGUUGAACGAAACAUAGCUGUUUUAGAAGAAUAUGAUUUUGUUGAUUUAUCAAGAGCUUCCGAUAUGUCGUGCGCUUCGCCCCAGAUAGCUCUCGAGAUAGAAACAGAUGCACUGAUACAAAUGGAUGAUGUAGUGCAAUGUGCUGUCGGUAUUAUUCAAGAUUCAAGUAAUGAAACACCCGUAGCCGACUUGAUGAUGGUAGAAGACUUCUUCAAAAACUGUAAAAAUGAGUUUGCUCUGCUUCGGUGUUUGCUGACUAAAAAGCUGAGCCAUAAGAGGAUCAUACGGCUAUUGCAGGAAUUUAAUGCUUUAAAACAAACUAUCAACGAUUUUAAAGUAAAACAAAAUGAACUCCACCUAGCUGAAGAUAUUAGUAACUCUCUAAAUACAUUUUUUGGCUAUUGCAAUGAAUCCCUGAACAGCGUUCAAGAUUCACUCAUUAUGAUAGUUGAUUCGCAAUCUGAUUUACUUUUCAAGGCACCUAUUACUAAGCUUGAUGCUACAAAAGAGGUUCUGAGUGAAAUUCUUGCAAGCAGUAAAUUUACACCUUUGGAAGAUGUGGCCCAACGGUUUGUCAAUAUUAUAGAGAUUGCAAAGCCUUGUUUGCAGAGAGUCGAAACUGUCAUCCACGAAGAAAUUAAAUUUAAUGCAACAGUUGUUGAAGAUAAGGCUUUACUGGCGGCGAUGGACGAUGCAGAAACAUUUAUAGAAGAACAAAUACUAACCAAGUCUGAGCUCACAGUAGAAUCUAGAGAAAUAUUACAAAAAGUUUUAGACUGCAUUCAAAAACACCACGAUUAUAAGGAUGCCACAGGCACGGGUAAAACGCUCAUACUCCUUAAGUGUCUCGCUGAGUGUUCUGAUAUUUUGCAAGAAAGUAUGUCGGAGUCCAAACUAGAAAUAAAAGAACACAAAUUCGAAGAUACAGCUUUAAAAAAUGUGCUAGCAGAAAUGUUGGCUCCUCUUCAAGCAUUACAUCAUCAACUCCUGAAUAUACAGGAGCAAGUAUCAACUGGAAUGGAAGAUGAAGUGGUGUCAGUUGAUCUAACCUCAACAGAAUCAUUUGCACAAGCCAUGGGUGAAAUACAACAAGAUAUAAAACAGUUAGAACAGCACGUGUCAGAGGGCACUGUAGUCGAUAGCGCUGAAAAGACAAUGAUACUGGAACUGGAUAAAGAAAUUCAUACAAUACAAGACAGUAUAAAUUCCAUUGAAAAUGUUACAAGUGAAGACAAGGAAAAGGUUUCCAAGCCGAUGGCGGAAAUAGAAAAAUCUUUGAAAACAUUGCUGGAGACGGAGAGUAAGGCAGCGGCAAAGGAUAAGACUCCUGGCUUGCUCCAAAGUGUCGACAAAUAUAUCGAACUCAUUGAAAUUGUUGAAGAAAUAUCAACCAUCAUGAACAUUGAUAAUGUUAAUGAAUCUGCAAAACUUGCUCAAGAAUUACGUGAAAGUGUAGUCAGUAGUCAAGUUGAACAACGGGAUGCCACGAAGGAGCUUAGUGAAGAAAGUAGAGAGAUAAGUAUGCAACAAGCUAUUAUAGCUAUGAAAUUAAAAGACGCGCUCACGUCUAUUCAAGUGCAAGUUAUAGAGAGUACAAAGGAGUUAGAGCCUGAGCUUAAAAAUCAGGUUGUACUCCGAAUCGAGCAAGCUGCUGAACAGUUACAAGAUUUAGCCACACUGGCAGAAGUUCAUGCCGAGGAACCUAAACCAAUCGAAGUUUCUGCCGAAUCAAAUAAAACUGAUACGGAAACAAGAGAAGGUAAAUUUCCAGUCGAACAAAUUGUAACAAAUGUGACUGAAGAUGUAAAAACUGAGACGGCUAUGAUUUCUGAAAUAAAACAAUUAGAUGAAGCUAAAGGAAUUGAAGAAAUGAUUAUGGAACAAGUUGACAGUGAAAAAGCUCGUCAAGUUGAAGAAGAUACAAAGGAAGUAUUGGAAAAGACCCAAGUGGCAGAUGAAAUAAAGGUAUCUCAAAAAUUAGACGCUGCUGAAGAAAUUAAACCAGCGCCAGUGAUUGGUGAGAUUUUCGAAAUUAUAACGACAGAACAACUUUCAACAAUUGAAACUUGUGUUUCAAUUAUUAUUGAAGGUAAAACUGACCAACUUGUUACAGAGCCUGAGAAAGCUAAAUUAGUUGAGGAAGAAAAAGAAGCAGCUGCCAUGAAAGAAAAGAAAACGGUGGUAUCUGCAGUUGAACUUGUGCAACGCAUCGAUGAAUACCUCACUCAGGAUUUGGAACAAACCGAUCUAGCCGGUGACAUAAAUGAAAAAACUAAAAUCGUUAACAUAGCUAACGAAUUGCGUGAAACUCUAAAUGUUGCUGAAACCAGUGAACAAGUGGAACUAAUGAGAGAACUACAUGAUUUAGUUAUUAAACAAACUGAACAUGUAUCGGCGUCAAUAACUGACGUCAGUGAGCAAUCAUCUAAUGUUACAAUACGUUUAUGUGAAACUUUAGCUAGUGUAAUAGAUUUAUGUCAAAAAGAUAUUGAAAAACAAGAAGAAAUAACAGAGCUAACUAAAGAAGAACUAAGUAAAGAAAUUGGUAAGGAAAUAGAAGAAACUAUUUUAGAAGAAAUAUCUAAAGAUACGACCCAAGAAGAAGUGGUAUGUAAGAAGUCAGUCAUUGAGAGAAUAGAUCAAAGCUCUAUUGAAGAAAGCCAACAAAUGGACGUUGUCGAACAUAAAAUCGACGUAACUGCAGUUGAUGAGGAACAUACAAUCAAAGGAGUUGAGGGAGAGGUAAAACCAGAACAAGAUCAAGUUACUGAAUCUCACGCAGCUGAAGUAAAUUUGAUGGAGCCACCCACUGAAACACAUGAGCUUGUUUCACCAGAAUUUGCAUCAGACCAAUUGGCUGCAACUGUUGAUUCGGAACAAAACAAAUUCGAAAGCGCUAGCGCUGGUGAAAAAGUUAUCAUUGUUGUAGAUGACAAGAAAGUCAGCCAGCCAGAGCCAUCUGCUGAAACAAGUACUUCCUUCAUAGAAUUAAAGGAUAUUGCACCUGAAAUAAUUGAGGAAAAAGAACAGGUUUUAGCAGAAUCACUGAAACUAGAAACAUCGAUGGACAGCCAAAAAGAAGAGAAAGAAAUAACUUCUGUCCAAGUCAAGCAAAUCGAAGACGGCUCCCAAGAACUUAGUGCUAUUUCCACAGUUGAGCCUAAUUCAGAAGUACAAGAAGCCAUUUCAACCCCUGUAGAAGUCACAGAUGAUAAAAUAAUAGCUUCUAAAGCUGCAGAAAUUUCAGAAGUUGCUCCUGAUGAAGUGCAUGAUAUGGAAACUAGAGAAGUUAAAAAGCCGCAAACUAUUGAGCCUGUAGAAGUAACAGAAGCGGGACUCGAGAAACCUGAUGUAAUAGAAGCCCGUGAAGUAGAUACAAGAAUUUUGCCAGAACUCCAAGUUGUAGAAGCAACGGAAGAAACCAUACGAGAUCUGGUUGUAUCUACUGUUGAAGAUAAUCUGGCGCUUGCAACGUCCAUAGAGACAUUAGUAACACACUUAGAUGAAUUCAUAGCCGAAAGUUGUAAGACUGUCGAUGUAUUCGUUAUGAAUAAAGAAUUGGAAGAAUCGUUAUCACUGGCAAAAUUAUUGGAACAUGAUCUCAAAGAUAAGCAUCAAAAGGAAGUAGUUAACGAAAUAGGCGAACAACAGAUCAAGUUAUCCAUUGAACUAAAGGAGGCCUUGAACCGAAUAGAAAUUGUUGCACUUGAGAAUGUUGGAGAUGGAGUAAAUACAGAGGAAUUAAUUAAAAAAGUAGCAGAAGUUAUGGACGUUUUAAGAUCUGAUUUGGACGGUAUUAUUAAAAUAUCACAAGUAGCCAUACAAGAUACUGAGACGAACGGAAAUGAUCAAGUCGUGCCUCAUACUGGAGAAGAAAAUCAAAUACAUAAAGAAUUUGUGGCUGAGAGUGCAUUUGCAGAACAAACCGUUGCAACAGCAGAUCAUUCAGUUGAGAAUGUACUAGAACUGAUAGUUGACAAUGAUGAACCUGUAGCAGAUGCUUGUGAAUCCAAAAUCAAACCUGGAGAAUUGCCUGGAAAGCCAAAAGAUUCUGAAAGUGAAAUUAUUCCAGAAAAAUCGGCAGAUAUUCAUACAGCUGAAUUACAAAAAGAAAAGGCAAAUGAUUUGGAAAUCAAAGAAAUAGUUAUACCUAGUUUCGAAACGUUUAUGCAACACAUUAACGAGUAUGUGUCUGAAAAUGUGUCAGACAUUUUACAUACAUUAUCAAAUAUUGUACAAAGCGAGGCGAUGACGCAAUCCAUAACAAUCGCUAAAGAAGUGCAGGAAAGUUACCAUAAUAUUGAAAAUAUUCAAGACUUAGAUAAGAAAACUGUAGAAAAAAUAGAAGUUCUUGAAAAACUCCAAAAUGCAUUAGUUGUUUUACAAGCUUACACUAAUGAUGCCACAGAAGAUCUCAAAUCGAACCUUGGAGAGGGUUUAUCUGAUUUAGCUAAAUUAGCAACACACCUCAGCGCUGAUUUAGAAUCAGUAGUAUCACAAGCCAAAUUAGUUUUAUCUGAGACAACUACAGACAAUUCUACCGCAACGCAUGUAGUUGACAAAAUUUCAGGAGAAACUACAUCUGAAGAUUUUACUGAAAAACAAACUUCUAAAGAUAUUCAUCGGUCUGAUAAGUUAGAAAAAAAUUACUUAUCGGAACAACUAAAUUCUCAAGAUCAGCCCAAAUCUGAACAACCCGUACUCGAAGUCGCCAACAUAUCUGAAAAUGCGCCUACUGCAAGUGAAGCUGAAAGCGUAGAUCAAGUAGCGUCACUAGAAUUAUUAACAACAUCAGUAGGUGAAGCAACAGAAAGACUGGCGGCCAUAUUGACACAAUCAAUCAGGGACGAAGAAUUACAAAAUCUCGAAGAUCAAAACGAAAGUCAGCCAUUUGAAAGUAUAGCAUGCGUGAAUGGCACAAAUCUUAGUGCGAUUGACUAUCAAGUCCAUGAAGAAAGUGUAACCACCGCAAUAAAGACUGGGGAUAUGAAAGAUGAAACAACUGAAACUAAAGUGAAAAUGCCAAUUGAAACACUUUUGCAACACCUCAAUGAAUACACAACCGAAAUCACACACACACUACAAUCUAUACCACUUGAUACUGAAAUCGUCGACGGAUCGUUACAUUCGGCAUACGAUUUAAUCAUGAUUAUUUCGGAUAUCGAUGCUGUUGAAGAAGAUCAUGGUAAAUAUUGUGAACUGACUGACAUAAAAUCUGGUCAAAAUAAACAAGUCCCUUCUGUAACAGAACAUGUAGAUCAAGAUAGUGAAAAUAAAGUAACUGUUACAAAUGUUGAAGUAGUACAACUACAAAAAGACCAAACAGACGUUUUAGUACAGACUAAAAGUAUUGUUGCCAAUAAUACUGCAGAUAUAACAAAACUUGCUACGAAACUUCAAACGGCUUUGAGUGUCAUCGAAACAUUCGUCCUAGAAAAUAUCGCAGAAAAGCCUGAUUUGCAAAACUUAACUGCUGUCGUUACAAAUUUAAAGUUGGACUUAGAAAAUCUUGAACUUACAUCUAUUAAAAAAGAACAAAGAGAUGAAAACGCUACAACUUCGAUUACAGUGGAGGAUAUAAAUAAAGGGUCAGAAUUGUUUUCAGAAGUGAAUAUUAAAUUAGAAAAAAAUGAAGUUAAGGAAACAGAUACUGAUACUGAUCUUUCCAUUGUUUUGGUUAAAAAAGAUAAACCCAUAUCUGAAACGAAUGUGCAAGAAUGCAUUAGUAUUACAGCUGAAGAAAACACUGAAAGUAAAACUGUAGGAGAUAAACAAUAUUGUGAAGAAGCAGUUACAAAUGUUACAGUUGAUUUAGAUUCUGCCGCAGACUUAUUCGAAGAUGCUAUUGUCAUGGAAACUCCUACCCUAUUAGAAUCAAUUGUUGGUAAAAAAGAUGUUACUAUUGAAACGCCUGUGGCAUUCGACACUACUUCAGAUUUAUUUGAAGAUGCUAUUUCUAUGGAAUCACCAACAGUAUUGGAAACAUCAGUCAAAAAAGAUGAGGUAAUUAUUGAAAUUCCAACUAUUUUGGAAUCAGCUACAGAGGUACAAUUUAUGGCUGCUAAAGAUAUGUUAACAAAUGUGUCAGAAAAUCCACACCAAACGGAACAAGUUGUAACUGAGACAGCGACAAUUUUAGAAUCUGUCACUAAAAAAGAAGAUUUAGAUAUAUCUACGGUAGAUUUAGAGCCUUCCAUUGAAACAAAUGCUUGCAUGUUAAGUCCAACAAUCUUGGAAUAUUCAACCGCUAUUUCAGAAGAAAUUACAGCUUUAAUACCCACAGCUACGGAAACUGCGGUUGACAAAGUUGAGAUUAAAUCCACUACAGUAUUAGAAGAGCCUGCUGUCUCAAUUGUUACAGAGCAAGUUGCGGCGGAAUCUGUAAAAAUCUUAGAAACAACUGCUAUUAUAAAAGAAGAGGAAAAAAUAUCAGAUUUAGCUACUUUAGAUAUAGUUCACGUAGCAAUUUCAGAAACGCCUGAUAUUUUAGAAACUACUAAGGAUAUUCCCGAGAAACACCAUUUGGUAGAGUCAACUGUUAUAGAGAAUUCGUUUAAUAAAGAAGAAGCGUUGGUCGAAUUAUCUGACGUUAUACAAAUUGCUGCUAAUUUGGAGUUAGAAGCAAAAAUAAGUACAUGUGAAAUAACCGAAAUGGCCACAGAAUUGUCACAAAGUUUAUCUACCCCAGGACCUACAGAUACAACAGAGCAAGAACUAUCACUUGAACAUUCUGAAGCAUUAGUAAUAGAAACGCCCGAUAUUUUAGGAACAACUGCUGAAGUACUUAAAAAUGAAUGUUCACAAGAAACACCCAUGAUCAUAGAAAAUACUAAAGAAAUAGAAGCAGUUUCAGUAGAAUCAGUUACUAUCUUAAAAUCCACGCAAGAAUUAGACAAAAUUGAAGCGGAAAAAACGCAAGCUAUUAUAGAGUCGUCAAAGGAUUUGUUAGAAACAACAUUAACAAAUGAAAUACAAAACUUUACCGAGCCUAUCCUUGAUAAACAACUUAGUACAGAGGAAUCGCAAAAUAUUGCAGAAAAUUUAACUGAUAUGGAGCCGUCAGCUAUUGCGUCAACCUUUGAGGUUACAGAAACAUUAAGUGAUUCACUAGACAUGGUGAUUGCAGUAGAAACACUAGCUGUAACAGACAUUAAUGCAGAACAAGUUACAGUAGAACCUACUACGGUAUCUACUAUGGAUACAGAUAAAGCGAUCAUAAUGGAAACAGCUGUUUCAGAACCAACGGAACAAUUGGUGGAUAGCAUGGCGUUGGUGGAGACGCACAGUACCAAGGAAAGCAGUAUAAUUACAGAACAGACUUUAGUAGAUACACCUACUGUAUUAGAAUCUGUAAGUGAUUUUGAUAAAUUGGAUGUGAGUGAAACAACUGAUGCAGGUGAAGCAAGCUCUGAUUUGAAUCAGUCUACUAUUACAGAAACCCUGACUAUGGUACAUUCAGAUGUAGCAGAACCUACUAAGGAAUCUACUAUGGAUACAGAUAAAGUAACCGUAAUAAAAACAGCUGUUCUAGAGACAACAAAUGAAUUGAUCGAAAACGUGCCGUUGAUGGAGACGCCCAAUACCAUGGAAAGCAGUAUAAUUUCAGAACCGACUAUAGUAGAUACACCUACUGUAUUAGGAUCUGUAAGUGAUUUGGAUAAAUUAGACGUGGCUGAAACAACUGAUGCUGUUGAAGCAAGCUCUGAUUUGAAUCAGGCUACUAUUAUAGAAACUCCAACUAUAACUCAUUCAGAUGUAAUAGAACCUACUAUGGAAUCUACUAUGGAUACAGAAAAAGUAACCGUAGUAGAAACAGCUAUUCUAGAAACAACAAAUGAAUUGGUGGAAAACGUACCGUUGAUGGAGAUGCCCAAUACCACGGAAAACAGUUUAAUUACAGAACCGACUAUAGUAGAUACACCUACUGUAUUAGAAUCUGUAAGUGAUUUGGAAAAAUUGGACGUGACUAAAACAACUGAUGCUGUUGAAGCAAGCUCUGAUUUGAAUCAGGCUACUAUUAUAGAAACCCCGACUAUGGUACAUUCAGAUGUAGCAGAACCUACUAUGGAUACAGAUAAAGUAAUCGUAAUAGAAACAGCUGUUUUAGAAACAACGGAUGAAUUGGUAGAUAACGUGUCGUUGAUAGAGAUGCCCAAUACCACGGAAAGCAGUUUAAUUACAGAACCGACUAUAGUAGAUACACCUACUGUAUUAGAAUCUGUAAGUGAUUUGGAAAAAUUAAAUGUGGCUGAAACAACUAAUGCUGUUGAAGCAAGCUCUGAUUUGAAUCAGGCUACUAUUACAGAAGCCUCGACUAUGAUACAUUCAGAUGUAGCAGAACCUACUGUGGAUACAGAUAAAGUAACCGUAAUAGAAACAGCUGUUUUAGAAACAACGGAUGAAUUGAAUAAGGUGUCGUUGAUAGAGACGUCCAAUGCCACGGAAAGCAGUUUAAUUACAGAACCGACUAUAGUUGAUACACCUACUGUAUUAGAAUCUGUAAGUGAUUUGGAAAAAUUGGACGUGACUGAAACAACUGAUGCUGUUGAAGCUAGCUCUGAUUUGAAUCAGGCUACUAUUACAGAAACCCCGACUAUGGUACAUUUAGAUGUAGCAGAACCUACUAUGGAUACAGAUAAAGUAAUCGUAAUAGAAACAGCUGUUUUAGAAACAACGGAUGAAUUGGUAGAUAACGUAACGUUGAUAGAGACGCCCAAUACCACGGAAAGCAGUUUAAUUACAGAACCGACUAUAGUAGAUACACCUACUGUAUUAGAAUCUGUAAGUGAUUUGGAAAAAUUAAAUGUGGCUGAAACAACUGAUGCUGUUGAAGCAAGCUCUGAUUUGAAUCAGGCUACUAUUACAGAAGCCUCGACUAUGAUACAUUCAGAUGUAGCAGAACCUACUGUGGAUACAGAUAAAUUAAUCGUAAUAGAAACAGCUGGUUUAGAAACAACGGAUGAAUUGGUAGAUAACGUGUCGUUGAUAGAGAUGCCCAAUACUACGGAAAGCAGUUUAAUUACAGAACCGACUAUAGUAGAUGCACCUACUGUAUUAGAAUCUGUAAGUGAUUUGGAAAAGUUGGAUGUGACUGAAACAACUGAUGCUGUUGAAGCAAGCUCUGAUUCGAAUCAGGCUACUAUUACAGAAGCCUCGACUAUGAUACAUUCAGAUGUAGCAGAACCUACUGUGGAUACAGAUAAAGUAAUCGUAAUAGAAACAGCUGGUUUAGAAACAACGGAUGAAUUGGUAGAUAAGGUGUCGUUGAUAGAGACGUCCAAUGCCACGGAAAGCAGUUUAAUUACAGAACCGACUAUAGUAGAUACACCUAUUGUAUUAGAAUCUGUAAGUGAUUUCGAAAAAUUGGAUGUGACUGAAACAACUGGUGCUGUUGAAGCAAGCUCUGAUUUAAAUCAGGCUACUAUUACAGAACCCUCGACUAUGAUACAUUCAGAUGUAGCAGAACCUACUGUGGAUACAGAUAAAGUAACCGUAAUAGAAACAGCUGUUUUAGAAACAACGGAUGAAUUGGUAGAUAACGUGUCGUUGAUAGAGACGCCCAAUACCACGGAAAGCAGUUUAAUUACAGAACCGACUAUAGUAGAUACACCUACUGUAUUAGAAUCUGUAAGUGAUUUCAAAAAAUUGGAUGUGACUGAAAUAACUGGUGCUGUUGAAGCAAGCUCUGAUUUAAAUCAGGCUACUAUUACAGAAACCCCGACUAUGGUACAUUCAGAUGUAGCAGAACCUACUAUGGAUACAGAUAAAGUAACCGUAAUAGAAACAGCUGUUUUAGAAACAACGGAUGAAUUGGUAGAUAAGGUGUCGUUGAUAGAGACGUCCAAUGCCACGGAAAGCAGUUUAAUUACAGAACCGACUAUAGUAGAUACACCUACUGUAUUAGAAUCUGUAAGUGAUUUGGAAAAAUUAAAUGUGGCUGAAACAACUGAUGCUGUUGAAGCAAGCUCUGAUUUGAAUCAGGCUACUAUUACAGAAGCCUCGACUAUGAUACAUUCAGAUGUAGCAGAACCUACUGUGGAUACAGAUAAAGUAACCGUAAUAGAAACAGCUGUUUUAGAAACAACGGAUGAAUUGGUAGAUAACGUGUCGUUGAUAGAGACGCCCAAUACCACGGAAAGCAGUUUAAUUACAGAACCGACUAUAGUAGAUACACCUACUGUAUUAGAAUCUGUAAGUGAUUUCAAAAAAUUGGAUGUGACUGAAAUAACUGGUGCUGUUGAAGCAAGCUCUGAUUUAAAUCAGGCUACUAUUACAGAAACCCCGACUAUGGUACAUUCAGAUGUAACAGAACCUACUAUAGAUACAGAUAAAGUAACCGUAAUAGAAACAGCUGUUUCAGAAACAACGGAUGAAGUAGUGGAUAACGUGUCGGUCAUGGAGACGCCCAAUGCCACGGAAAGCAGUUUAAUUACAGAACCGACUAUAGUAGAUACACCUACUGUAUUAGAAUCUGUAUGUGAUUUGGAAAAAUUGAAUGUGGCUGAAACAACGGAUGCUGUUGAAGCAAGCUCUGAUUUGAAUCAGGCUACUAUUACAGAAACCCCGACUAUGGUACAUUCAGAUGUAGCAGAACCUACUAAGGAUACAGAUAAAGUAACCGUAAAAGAAACAGCUGUUUUAGAAACAACGGAUGAAUUGGUAGAUAAGGUGUCGUUGAUAGAGACGUCCAAUGCCACGGAAAGCAGUUUAAUUACAGAACCGACUAUAGUAGAUACACCUACUGUAUUAGAAUCUGUAAGUGAUUUGGAAAAAUUAAAUGUGGCUGAAACAACUGAUGCUGUUGAAGCAAGCUCUGAUUUGAAUCAGGCUACUAUUACAGAAGCCUCGACUAUGAUACAUUCAGAUGUAGCAGAACCUACUGUGGAUACAGAUAAAGUAACCGUAAUAGAAACAGCUGUUUUAGAAACAACGGAUGAAUUGGUAGAUAACGUGUCGUUGAUAGAGACGCCCAAUACCACGGAAAGCAGUUUAAUUACAGAACCGACUAUAGUAGAUACACCUACUGUAUUAGAAUCUGUAAGUGAUUUCAAAAAAUUGGAUGUGACUGAAAUAACUGGUGCUGUUGAAGCAAGCUCUGAUUUAAAUCAGGCUACUAUUACAGAAACCCCGACUAUGGUACAUUCAGAUGUAGCAGAACCUACUAUGGAUACAGAUAAAGUAACCGUAAUAGAAACAGCUGUUUCAGAAACAACGGAUGAAGUAGUGGAUAACGUGUCGUUCAUGGAGACGCCCAAUGCCACGGAAAGCAGUUUAAUUACAGAACCGACUAUAGUAGAUACACCUACUGUAUUAGAAUCUGUAUGUGAUUUGGAAAAAUUGAAUGUGGCUGAAACAACGGAUGCUGUUGAAGCAAGCUCUGAUUUGAAUCAGGCUACUAUUACAGAAACCCCGACUAUGGUACAUUCAGAUGUAGCAGAACCUACUAAGGAUACAGAUAAAGUAACCGUAAAAGAAACAGCUGUUUUAGAAACAACGGAUGAAUUGGUAGAUAAGGUGUCGUUGAUAGAGACGGCCAAUGCCACGGAAAGCAGUUUAAUUACAGAACCGACUAUAGUAGAUACACCUACUGUAUUAGAAUCGGUAAGUGAUUUGGAAAAAUUGGAUGUGACUGAAACAACUGGUGCUGUUGAAGCAAGCUCUGAUUUAAAUCAGGCUACUAUUACAGAAACCCCGACUAUGGUACAUUCAGAUGUAGCAGAACCUACUAUAGAUAGAGAUAAAGUAACCGUUAUAGAAACAGCUGUUUUAGAAACAACGGAUGAAUUGGUCGAUAACGUGUCGUUGACGGAUACGCCCAAUACCACGGAAAGCAGUUUAAUUACAGAACAGACCACAGUAGAUACAUCCACUGUAUUAGAAUCUGUAAGUGAUUUGGAAAAGUUGGAUGUGACUGAAACUACUGAUGCUAUUGAAGUAAACACUGCUUUCAUGCAGGCUACUAUUACAGAAACUCCGACCAUGGUACAUUCAGUUGUAGAAGAAGUAAUGAAUGAUGGUGAAUUAUCUGGUGUCAAACAAACUGUUCAGGAUUCAAUUCAAGAAGCUGUCGAAAUAGCAUUUGAAAUAACGGAAACGGGCAUACCUGCUGAUGCAGAACAAGUAUUAACAACCUCAGUUCCCAUUUUACAGUCUCCUAUAGUAACCGACGAAACUGUUAUGGAGAUUCCAGAUGUCUUGGAAACAACAUCUAAUAUGCUAGAAAAUGUUGUUUUAGUUGAAUCCCAAAGUGUUACUGAUGGAAAUAUUUAUAUGGAACAGAUCAUGGUUGAAUCACCCACUAUUUUACAAUCAGUUACUGAUAUGGAAAAAAAUGCUACAUUAGAACUACCUAAAGCGGUAGAAACAUCACUCGAUUUGAUAGAAAAAGUCUCUAUCAAUGAAACUGCUUCUAUCUUAGAUCCUGUCUUAGGCAAUGAAUUGACAGAUGAAAAUAUAUGUGAUAUCAAACAAUCUGUUACUAAUUUGAUACAAGAAGCUGUUGAGCAAGCAUGUCAUAUUACAGAAACAGCAACGGAUGUACUACAAAAAGUUUCUGAAGAGACAUCGGCUGUGAUAGACUCUGUUUUGAAAUCUCCUAUAGAGUCGGAGCAUAUUUUUGCACCAGAAACUCUAGAUGUUCUAGAAACAACCAUGAGUCUGUUAGAAAAUGUGACUGAAAUCGAACCCCCGAGUCUUGUAGCUAGCAACAUAAACGAAGAGCAAAUUGUAGUUGAAUCACCAACUGUGUUACAAUCCACAACGGAUAUAGAAAAAUUAGAUGAUAUAGAAGCAUCUAACGCCAUUAUUACGUCAACAGAUAUGUUUGAAAACGUGUCUAUUAUGGAACCACUAUCCGUUUUAGAACCUAUAGAAGAACAAUUACUGCUAGAUGCAGAUAUCCUGGAAACGGCAGUAGUCACAGAAGAGAGUCUUGACAAACAACAAGCUGACAGCGAGACUACAAUUAUUGCUAAUGAUAUUUCGAAUGUAGAUACUAGUAGCGCGGCUGUGGCGAAACUUACUGAAGAACCAUUAGAAUCGGUAACCAACUCACAACCAAUAACAUUGACUUUGAAAACCGCUGAUUUUCAACAGGAAUUAACUGUACCGGUUGAAAUCAGUGAAAUCCGGUCAGAAGAGGAUAUCCAAAAACCAAUUGAAACGGCCACUCUUGUUCAACACAUAGACGAGCUAACUUCAGCUUCUAUUGCUGAAACCGUCGAAGUUUUAUCGAAAUUCAUUGAUGUCAGUGAACUCAAAGAGUCAAUAGCGGUUGCGAAUGAAUUAAAAGACAGUUUCAUUGAAGUUGAGAAAGUUAAAACGGAAGAAGUGUCAAAAGAACAGGCCAAAUUGGUCGAAAAACUUCAAGGAGCAUUAGAAGCUUUUCAGGCUAUUGUUGUAGAAAAUACUGAGAAUAUUGUUCAAAAUCUGGAUGUAAAUGAAUGGGCCAAAGUAACCGAAGUUGUAACACAUUUACAAGAUGAUUUGGCUAGAGCAACUAUUACAGAACCAACGACAGAAAUGGCAGGAGAAUCAAUGCACCACCUAGAAACCUUACUCCAAGAGGUCACCGACAAGAUCGGAACCACGGAGCGAUCUUCAGAUGACACAGAAUCAUUACGUGAUAAUCUCGACGAGAUCCAAACCGUUAUCAUUAAGCUGAAGAGAGAUUACGAUGGUGCAUCGAAUGACACGCUCAAUGAAACUCUAGAGGACUUAGAGUGCAGUGUGAGGAGUGUCCAACUGCAGAUCACUGAGGACAGUCCACCAGAGCUGUUGCAAGAAGCUUGUGCAACAUUACAAUUGUUGGUUAAUAACAUGAGUGCUACAGGGGAUAUCACAGGUACCGUAGUAAAGGAAGUAAAAACAGACAGUUUACUAGAAAAAUGUUCCGAUGAAACUGAGGCAACGGUAAAGUUACUAAACAUUGCAAUUGAAAAUAAAGGAGAUUUGUCAAAAAUAGUGGAAAACCUUAAUGUUCUUAGAGAUGUCAUGCAGCUUCUCAGAAACAAUUUCCUAAAAGACGCAGACACUUUAAUAGACAAAGGCGUUGAAGUCAUUCAAAGUUUAGAUCAGGUAGAAGAGAAAGUGUUUGCUUUAGAAAAAGAUAUUGUAGAAAUACCAGAAUCGGUAAAAGAAAGUAUAUUUAAUGCGGUACAUUCUGUAUAUAGCAGUAUCUCUAACAUGAGGAGUACUGUUCAAAGUAUACAGAAGAGAUACAUGUAUGAUAACUACGGAAAACCAUCCGAAAGUAUAUUGAAAGCAAUAAAAAAUGUACAAAAUAAGGAUUACAAUAACUUUUCGAAGUCCCUUCGAAAAGUUUUGAAUCACUUUGAAGAUAUCAAGUUUUAUAUUAACUUGGAUAAAACUGCAAGAUUACCGAGUGAUGCUGCAUUUACAAAAAUUAUUCUAAAUGAAUUAAAAUUAACUAUUAAUGAAAAUGUUACACCACAUUCCAUAUCCAGUCCAGAGGUUACUAGAACUUACUUAGCAGCUAUUAAAGGCAUAAAAUCUAAUCUUAAUAAAAUAGAGUCCUUGACUACUUUAGAAGUGAAACAAAAGAUACCAAUUUUCAAAGAUAUAGCAACACUUCUACUAAAAAUGACUGAUGCAAUCGCUAAAUCUUCUGAGAUAGAAGAUAUUGUUUUAGAAGAUAGCGUAGAAGUUAAGCCUGAUGUUGAAACUCACGAAAAAAUUGAAGCAACACAAUUAAAUGACCUAGAAAGUAAUAAGUUGGCUGACACUGUGCAAUUAUUAGAAAGUACUACAGAAGAAUUAAAGGUUAUAGAUCAGCAAAUAGAUCAUUCGGCAAUUAGGAAUGAUGCAGAAAUUCUAGUAAGUGAAACUACUGAUUCCUCGAGUCAAUUGAAAAUUACUGCGGAAAUAGUCGCUAAAGCAGAGACAGAUACCACAACAACAGAUAAAAUAACUACGGAGGAAAGUAUCAAUAAAAGCCUCAAAGAGGUUUCAAAAGACAACGUACAGGAAGAUACUGCGACUCUGGCAAGUAAAGGCCAAGAACCUCAAACAGCUGAUCUAUCUUUAAAACCAGAGUUUCUAACAGUUGAGCCUCAGCCAAGUACAUCAAAACAGGAAGACACGGAACCAUUGUUAUCAAUCAGUAAAGAAGAACAAAGUGAAAAACGAGAACUGGCUGCUAGUUUUGAACCAAGUGAAAAUAAAACUCAACAAGGCAGUCUUAAGGCGGAUGCAAGCAUAACGAAAGACCACAUGGCAGAGAUUCCAAAACCAGAAGAUAAGGACAUCAAAGAAGAACAAAGGACAGAUGUGUUAGAGAAGAAAGAAGAAGAGCCAAAAACAGAAACACAAGAACCGGCAAUAUCUAAAACGAUUAAAAGUUUAAAGCCAAAGAAAGACGAAGAAACGCAAACAGAUGAUGAAGAAGAGGUCAUUAAAGAUUUAACCGAGAAAACCCAAGAGACAAAAAUACAAGAGUUGAAAACAGAUCAAGAUAUCGAAAAAGCUCUGUCUGAAAAAGCAUCUGACGCCGAGCUUCAGGUGAGCACCUUAGAUAAAUCAAAAGAAACAGAAAUCUCUAUAAAGAAGGAACAAGAGGAUAAUAAAGAUUUCCUUCAAGCACAAAAACCAAUCCCAGAAAAGGAGGAGGUUGUAGUAAAGCAAAAAAACGAACAAGAAGAAGAAAACAAUAAGGUGGAAUUAUCACAAAAAGAACAAUUGAAGAAACAACAAAAUUAUCCAGCUCAAGAAGAACGAGAAAAACAACAGGAUAUGGGAGAAACAGAGAAGAAAGUUGACAUUGUAGCUCAACAAGAAGUAAACGAUAGUGAGCCUAAGGAAACACUAGAAAAGAAAGCUGAAGAAGAACAAAAAGAGCCUGAUCUUAAGGAAGGCCAACAAAACAAAGAGUUUAAGCUGAAAACAGAGCAGUUUGAAGAGACGAUUCAACCAGCAGAGGUAGUAAAAGAAACAAUUUCUAAAGAAGAAGCAAUAGAAGACUCAAAAGCAGAAGAAAAGGAAACUAUGCACGAAGAAUUUAGAGAAACGGACACUAAGAUAGAACAGGAAAACAAAGAAGCUUUGGAUGAAUUAAAUAAAGUCGAUGAUGCUAAACCUAAAGAAACGAAAGAUAGGCAAACUGAAGAACAAGUUGAUAAGGCUGACCUUGACAAACAACAAGGUGAGAAAGAAGCAAAAUUAAAACAAAUAGAAGAAGCAAAAGAGGCUCUGCUCAAGAAACAAGAAGAAGAAAAAGAAGCUAAACUUAAGGCAAAACAAGAAAAGAAAGAAGCUAAGCUUAAAAAAAUACAGGAAGACAAAGAGGCUAAGCUUAAAAAAGAGCAGGAAGAAAAAGACGCUAUAGCUAAACAAGAACAAGGUGAGAAUGAAGUGCGGCUAAAACGAGAGCAAGAUGAAAAGGAAGCAAAACUUAGAGCUGAAGAAGAAAAACAAAAGCAGGCAACACUUGACAAAGAACUAGAGAAAAUGGAUACUAAAGUUAAACAAGAAGAAGAAGAUGCUCACCCUACAGAAGAGCAUGGAGAAAAUGAAAAGAGCCUCAGGAAAGAGCAAGAAAACAAAGAAGCUGGUCUAAAACAAAAACAAGAGAGAGAUGAAAAGACUGAAUUACGAGAAGAUAAACUUAAGGAAAAACAAGAGGAACAUGAGGCUAGUCCAAAACAGACCCAGCAUGAGCAUGUAACUGACCUUAAGUCCGAAGAAGAAAAAGGAUCAGAAGAGGCUAAGCUGAAGAUAGGACAUGAAGAAAAGAUUAAAAUUGAACAAGAAUGUAAUGAAACUUCUGUUCAAAAUGUAAUAGUGGAGCAGAAAGAAAACCUCCAAAUUGAAGAAGAGAUGAAAGAGGACAAACCCAAGAAAGAACAGGAGGAAAAAGAUUCCGUGGUUAAAACAGAGCAAGAAACAAUUGAAGCUGCUGUCAAAAAAGACACGAAGGAGCUAAAAGCCGAGCUUAAACUUAAAGAAAAAGAGUCUAACCUCAAAAUAGAACAGGAAGAAAACGCCAAAAUUGAACAAGAAAAAAAAGAGGCUGUUGUCAGGAAAGAAAAGGAAGAACAAGAAGCUGAGCUUAAAGUAGAGGAAGAAAAGAAAGAGGCUAAGCUAAAAAAAGAACAAAAGAAAAAAGAUGCCAAGGUUAAAGCGGAAGAAGAAGAAAAAUUCAAAAAAGAAAAACAUGAUGCUAAACCUGAAGAAGACCAACGAAAGGAAGAAGCUGCUCUUAAUAACGAAGGGUUGAAGGAAAGUCAGCUUGUACAAGUAAAAGAAGAAUCACUUAAUAAAGAAACACUUGAGAAAAUGCCUGGCCUCAAAGAAGAUCAAAAGAUAAAAGAUGAAGAGCACAAGCAGGUAGUAAAGAAGGAGAAAGAGUCUAUCCUCGAAAAGCAGGAUGAUUCUAAGCGUGAAACAGCCCAGGAUGAUAAUGAAACCAAAGUUGAGGAUCAAGUACAUAAAGACACAUUGCUUCAGGAAAAACAAGAAGACAUAGAAAAUAAGUCGGAACAAAAUGAAAUAAGCAAGAGAGAAGCUGAACUUAAAACACAGGAAAAAAAGAAGGAAAUCACGCCUGAAACGGAUCAAGAGAAACAAGAUACUAAACCGAAGCAAGACGAAAAAGAGGCGCAGCUUAAGAAAGAUCAGGAGGAAAACGACGCCAAUCUUAGGGCUGAAGAAGAAGAAAAACAGGCGAGACUUAGAAAAGAACACGAAGAAAAUGAGAUUAAACUAAAGAAAGAACAGGAAGAGAAGGAGGUUCAGAUCAAGAAAGAACAAGAGGAAAGAGAAGCUCAACUUAAGAAAGAACAAGAAGAACAAAAAAUAAAACUGAAACAAAUACAAGAAGCCAAGGAGGCUCUACUUAAGCAACAAGAAGAAGAAAAAGAAGCUAAACUUAAGGCAAAACAAGAGAAGAAAGAAGCCAAACUUAAAAAAAUACAAGAAGACAAAGAAGCUAAGCUCAAAAAGGAACAAGAAGAAAAAGAUGCUAAACUUAAACAAGAACAGGAAGAGAAAGAAGCUCAGCUCAAGAAAGAACAAGAAGAGAAAGAGGCAGUUAUUAAAGAACAGGAACAAAAAGAAGCUAAUCUUAAGAAAGAACGAGAGGAGAAAGAAGCUAAGCUUAAAGCAGAAAAAGAAGAAAAAGAGGCGAAGCUUAGGAAAGAACAAGAUGAAAAGGACACUAAACUUAAGUUGGAGGAAGAAAAGAAAGAAGCUUCUCUUAAGAAAGAACAAGAGGAGAAAGAAGCUAAGCUUAAAUCAGAAAAAGAAGAAAAUGAGGCGAGACUUAAAAAAGAACAAGAUGAAAAGGAAGCGAAACUUAAGUUGGAGGAAGAAAAUAAAGAAGCUACUCUUAAAGCAGAAAAAGAAGAAAAGGAUGCUCAGCUGAAAAAGGAACAGGCCGACAAGAAUGCUAAACUUAAAGCGGAGGAAGAAAAGAAAGAAGCUUCUCUUAAGAAAGAACAAGAGGAAAAGGAAGCUAAGCUUAAAGCAGAAAAAGAAGAAAAGGACGCUAAGCUCAAAAAGGAACGAGCGGAACUUGAUGCCAAAGUUAAAGUAGAGGAAGAAAAGAAAAAAGCUGAUCUUAAGAAAGAACAAGAGGAAGCAGAACAAAGACAGAAAGAGGCUCAGCUCAAAAAGGAAAAGGAAGAAAAUGAUGCUAAACUUAAAUUAGAACAAGAAUUAAGAGAAGCAAAACUUAAGAAAGAACAAGAAGAAGAGGAUGCAAAACAGAAGGCAAAACAAGAACGAAAGAAAGCUAAGCUUGAAAAAAUACAAAAAGAUAAAGAGGCAAAGCUUAAGAAGGAACAAGAAGAAAAGGAUGCUAAGCUUACACAAGAACAAGAUGAGAGGGAGGUUCAGCUUAAGAAAGAACGAGAUGAAAAGGAAGCUCUACUUAAGUCGGAACAAGAAGAGAAAACGCUUAAGAAAGACAAAGAGGAACAAGACGGCAAGUUAAUAAAAGAACAAAAGGAGGAAACUAAAGUCGAAAAAGAACAGGGAAGUUCGGUGGAAAUAGAGGACAAAAAAUCUGUGAAAAAAUCUGAAGCAGAAAAACUUGAAGAAAAACGUAAGGAAAAGAAACGUGAAAAAAUGGAAGAAGAUCAUACAAAAAUGGCUAUUAAAACGGCCCAAGAAGAGAUCGAUGAGAAAUCUAAAAUAGAAAAAGAUAAAAAUAAGAGAAAACAGAGUGCUUCCAAAGAUGACGAAAAACCGAUGCUCUCGGACACAUACAAGACAAAGGAUGAAAAGUUGAAAAAAGGUGAAAGUGAAAUCGAUAUUCAAAGGAAAAGACGAACUUCAAUCGACAAGGAUUAUGGAGAGAUUAGAACCAGAAACACUCGUCGUGAAAAUGGGGAUAUGUAUAGAGAAUCACAGAGAGAUGACAUUAGCUCGUACAGAGUGAGGAAAGUAGACAGUAGGGUUAAAUCAGACUCACAUCAACAAAGGCAUGAUGAAAAGCGUACAUUUGUAGACUACAGCGGCAAAGACUAUACCUCAGAAACUCACUUACAAUAUCACAGAGAUGAUGAGAAACGUAGAUUCGUCGAUCACAGUUCUAGAGACUACACCUCCGAGUUUGCAAGACCGUCUAACUAUAGAGAAAAAACCUAUGAACCUGACAAUUUCCAUGUCGACACAAUUGGUAAAGGGAUGACUAUAUACAAAGCACAAACUUUGGUGUUAGAUGCAGAACUGCGUUCAGGACCGCUUCCAGAUUUGCGUUCAUCUGUACCCCGUCUUGAUUCUCGAAGAAGUGAACCUACAGAGAGAAGAACAGAAUUGAGACACAAAACGAAAGCGGUUAGUGAAGCGAGAAGUGUUUUAUCAGAAAAACGCUCAAGCAUGCCUCGGGAUGUGAGAAGAAAGCCGGUCUUUUCUACUUAUUUGACUGACAGAACCGCCGUGGAAGGGUCUAGAGUGAAACUAACAUGUAGCGUACUUUCGUCCGCCGAGCCUACCAUCACUUGGUACAAAAAUGGCGUGUUGAUCGACAAUAAACUAAAGUAUAGAACCAAGUUCAUAGAUGGUCUUGUUACGUUGGAAGUUAUGAAUGCAAUACCAGCGGAUUCGGCUGAAUAUAACUGUACGGUGGAGAACGAAAAUGGAUCCGUUAGCAGUACGGCUACUUUGAAAGUGUAUCCCAGUUUUGAGGCGUCGCCGAUACCGCCGACCUUCACAAGAUCAAUCAGAGAUACUUACCACCUCGCUGAAAACGAGCUAGUACUCGAAUGCCGCAUCCGCGGUCAACCACUCCCCACCAUAACCUGGCUGAAAGACGACCAACCAAUCACCGACGACCGCUAUCAGGCCUACUACCUCGCCGAUGGAGUCUGCCGGAUAGCUAUAAGUCGUCCGGUACCGGAGGAUGGCGGGAAAUAUACCUGUAAGGCGGAGAAUUCUGUCUGGUGCGAUCAGAUUACGCACGUCGUUAGUUUUACUGGUAAAGAGACACGUCUGAGCCCCAACAUCCACACAAUCGAGCGUUCCCGCUUCACACGCCAAGCUAUGGAGUCCCGCCGUCCCCACUUCACCAACGUACUAACCGACUAUAAGGUCGCUCGAGGGGGCACGAUAGGCCUCCAAGUAGAGAUCCGAGGAUGCCCCACAAGAGUUGAAUGGUUAAGGGAAGGAAAAUCUGUCACGGAUGUGUACAGAAACGCUAAGACUUAUGUGGAACAAGGAUUGUAUACGCUAGCGUUGUCCGAUGUCACCGAAAAGGAGACGGGUCUAUAUACGUGCAGGGCGUGGAGUAUGCAUGGGAAUGUGGAUAUGAACGCAGCGAUAACGGUGGUGCAUCCUGAAUUGGAUGGAAAACCGGCUAUAAUAGUUGGGAGACCCGAAAAGGAUGUGUUGAUCUCGGUGGGGGAGGAUUUGAAUAUUUCUUUUAGGGUGCAAGGGGACCCGAAGCCUAAAGUUGUCUUCAUGAAAGGCACCCGCGACAUCACCAACAGCCAACGCGUCUGCAAAAUGACAUCCGAUGACUACGUCAAGUUCACCGUGAAGAGAUCCGUCGUAUCUGACGCUGGCACGUAUUGCAUAUUCGCGAGGAACGCGUACGGGUGUGAUCGCGCGUUCGUCACAGUUGUGGUGCGACAGAGGGCGUCGUCAGAGAACCUAAUUUCAGACUGGACGUAUCCUUUGGAUGACUCCGCUAUUUCUUACGGCAGUCGAACAUAUGACACCGUGCCGCGUAUACCGAGCGAGCCCAGUGUCGUGGACGGUGGAAACAACUGGGUGUCGCUAGCCUGGCCGAAACCGGACACGACCACCCCUGUCCUUGCUUAUAAAGUUGAGAGCUGGCUGCUUGGCAAAGAAGGAGGCGCGCGCUGGACCGAGCUGGGAAUAACCCCAAGAAAUUGCUUCGAUGUGUUCAACUUAAAGCAAGGAGAGCAGUACCACUUUAGAGUGACUUUAAGAAACCGCUACGGCUGGGGUGAAUCCGUCCAAACUUCAACACCUAUAGGCGUCGGUCUGACUGGCGACCGUCCCGAGUUCGUAGACAUACUACCAGGACAAUUGAAAGUCCUCAUUGGAACGACGGCAAACUUGAGUUGUAGCGUCAAGGGCAAGCCUGUACCUGAGGUUGUUUGGAUGAGGAAUGGUCAGGAGAUCGAAGACGAGCGAAUGAGGGCUUCCUUCAACGGGUACGACUGUAGGCUGGUGAUCAGUGAUAUCAGGGAGGAUGAUGAGGCCCGGUACAGCUGUGAGGCCAGCAACGAGCACGGGCGGUCGUCGACGUACGCCCGGCUGUCGGUCGUUACGGAUAAACUUUUGUGGGAAGCUGAUGCGAAGCUGAAAAGAGAACGCUCUUCCGACGUGUCCGGCGACUAUCCUCCCCAGUUCACGAUGCGGCUCCGUGACCGGCGCGUGCAGGCGACGUAUCCGGUCCGACUCACGUGUCAGGUCGUCGGGUGUCCGACGCCGAGCGUCACCUGGUAUAAGGACGGCGAGGAGGUGUAUAAAGACAAUCGCCAUACGCACUUCAAAGAUGAGCUAUUCCACACACUAGAAAUCGCGCCGUGCACGCUAGAGGACGGCGGCGUGUAUUCGUGCACGGCACGGAACUCGAGCGGUGCGGUGUCGUGCCGGUGCAGUCUCGUGGUCGAUAAGGGGAUCCGUGCGUACGUGGCGCCUGAGCUGUGCUGCGGUUUGGACCCGCUUUAUAGGCUCCGAGAAGGUGAUGAACUGCGAAUAACAGCCGUAGUAGAAGCGUAUCCAUCAGUCGGUGUGACCUGGUACCGGGACGGCAUCCGUCUCCGUCCCUCCCGCCGGGCGGUCAUGACGCUAGACAGAGACGGACAGAUAGAGCUGGCUCUGGCGUCGGUGACGGCGCGCGACGCGGGGGUUUAUACGUGCACAGCGGCCAACGAGGUUGGGAGCGCGUCCACAUCUGGGAAGGUGGAGGUUAUAGAGGGACCAGUGGUUGAGAAGAGGGCACCACCGACACUGGUUGGUCCUGACGUUCCGUAUUCCAAAGAACCCAUGUUCAUCCGGAAGCCGCGGUCCAGCGAGGCCUAUGAGGGCGACACCGUCAUCAUAGAGUGCGAGGUCACUGGUGAUCCCAAACCUGACGUCUACUGGCUGCGAGACUUCCUCAAGCCCGAUUACUACCGCGACGCGAGCCACUUCAAACGAGUAGGCGCCGGCCCAGAGUACAGAUUCGAGAUUCCUCACGCAAAACUAGACUACACUGGCGCCUAUUCCGUCGUCGCUAGGAAUGUCCAUGGGGAAGCUAAGGCUAUUAUUUCUCUGCAAAUCUUGGCUAAAGAUCUCACGUCAGGGGAUGAUUCUCACAAUGUCAGAUAUGGCCGUGUGGACGUCAUACCCCGUUUCGAGCGGAACCUCAACGAUUUGUUGAGCUACGAUGGUGACGCUGUUGAGUUUGAGUGUCGAGUUAGCGGCCAUCCUGAGCCUGACAUCAGAUGGUACCACUAUGCUGAGUUGAUCCGCGACUGCCCCUACCUGGAGUGCACGCUCGAAUCCGGCGCCGCCAGACUGAAGAUCAAACAAGUUACGGCGGAUGACGAAGGCACUUACACUUGUGAGGCCUAUAAUAACCUUGGCAAGGCCUCUACCAGCGCUUGCCUAGUCGUGUACCCGCCCGGCGAGCCGAACACGUUAUCGGCGCGCCUGCGCCGGCCGCUCUCCGCCGUCUCCACGCCCCGCUCCACGCCCCGCUCCACCCCCGCGCGCUCGCUCUCGAGGACCACUACCCCCGCACCCGACAUGAAGCGCCAAUCCAGCCCGUCGCGCCAAACGGCGCCCAGUUUCUACACAUAUCCCUUCAACAAGGUCGUCGAGGAGGGUGAAACGGUCGUCUUCCAGUGCGCCGUCAAAGGCCUCCCCUCCCCCUGGGCCACGUGGGACAAGGACGGCGUUAUAGUUACCCCCUCCUCCCGCAUCACGAUCAAAGAAAAAGACGAGAUAAGGAAACUUGAAAUAGAACAUGUGACCAUUGAAGACGUAGGCUUAUACAGAAUCAGUAUAGAGAAUGACUACGGAAGAGCUGAAGGUACGGCGAGGUUAGAAGUUAUAACGCAAAACGGGAAAUUCCACGCUGGUGUUAGAGCGUACAGCGCGUCGCCGCGACGCUCGGCGCCUUACAGGAAAACGACCACAUCUAUAUCGAAAGACUGAGAUCGGAAUUGAAACGGAGCUGCGAGUGAUUUUUUUUUCUAUUAUUUAUCUGUGCAUUUUACUUUUAAUUGACUUUUCGUACGGCCAGUCACAAGACUUCGAGGUUCAAGCAUGUUAUUUGACAGUGAACUCUGUUUACUGGCAAAUAAGGUUUAUUUUUAUUUGUUAUUGGUUUGUAUUUAAUUUAUGUACGUUAUACUAUUAUUUUCCCUCUCGUGUAUAGAGGAGGCCUAUGUCAAGUAGUGGGACGUGUAUAGGCUGAAUUAUUAAUUAUUAUACUAUUAUUUAUUGAUA